GAGACGAACCUGCUUACUACUGCCUCGCCUCGGCCAGGCCACAGGCCAGCUCGGCGGCUGGAGGACCGCCUCGCCCCGCCUCGCGCCGCUCAGGGUCACAGCUAUUCCGUAAACAAGUGCGGGCCCCCGCCCGGCUUGGGUCGUCGGGAUGCACGCCGGCCACCGUCGUCGCUCGUCCUCCCGCUUCCUCGACGACGACAGCAGCAACGACUCGGUGCCGCUGCUGGACGAAGUCAUCACGGCCCUGGAGAGCUACGACAUUGUCGCCGGCGGUGAUGGCGCGCCGCCGCGGCCCCCCGGGGUGGCCACUCGCACGACCCCCGGCGGGCUGCAGCUGGGCCCGCCGUUGGGCCCCCUGCGCCCCUCGUCGCAGAUCUCCUGGGCGGACGGCGUGAGCGAGGACGACGACUACUUCGCCAGCCUGGCGGCCCGGCGGGGCGGCGCCGCGCGCGGCAGCAGCUCCACCGUGUCGGCCUCCACCGCCUCGGUGGCCGGCAGCACGGCGGGCGCCCCGGGCUCGCCGCCGCCGGCCUACUCCGCUGGGCCCGCGCUCGCCUUGGUCCGGCAGCCCUCCUCGGCCUCGGAGUCUUCGGAGGAGGCCGCGUCGGCGCCGCUGCUCGGCGCGCAGCCCGUCCGCCCGACCGUCGUGGUCACGUGCCCGUCGCCGUCGGGGCCGUCCUGGGUGGCCGUGGACGUCCCCGGCACCUCGGACACCCCCGGACAGGACGAGCAGCCGCGGCGCCGCCUGCACCGCCGCAACUCCAUCAGCAUGCCGAGCCUCCCCACCGGGCUGGAGAUGGAGCACGCCGCCGCCGAGUACGACGCCAGGGACACAUCCUAGUCAACGAGUUCUGGCAGGCCAACGUGGGCGACAUGGCCAUGGACGAGUCCCGCUUCCCCACCAUGGAAGAGACCAUCAAGAUCGUACAUCGGCGCGGCUUCCGCAUCGCCUUCACGCUGCAGCCCUUCAUCGGGACCGAGUCCAUCAACUUCCGCGAGGCGGUGCGCCGCAAGCUGCUGGUCGGCACCCGGGGCGGUGGCCCUGGACGGGAGUACACCCCGGCGCUGAGCCGCUACCGCAGCCUGCUGAGCGCGGGCGCCCUGGACGUGACGAACAAGCGGUCCGUGCCCUGGUUCAAGGAGAUGCUGGAGGACCUGCUGCAGCGCUACAAGAUGGACUGCUUCUUUCUCGACCUGGGCGUCGCCUACGACCUGCCGUACCACUACAAGUUCCAAGGCCCACUCACCAACCCAGACCACUUCAUGACCGCCUUUACCGAACUCGUGCAGUCGUCCGUGACUGUGCUCGGCGUGUCGUCAGCCAUCGCUCGCCCCCGCGUCCCCACGUUCGUGACGCUGCCCGCCGUGCCGUCCACGUGGAAGGGGCUGCAGUCCGUCAUCCCCACCAUCCUCACGUACGGCAUCAUCGGCUACCCCUUCAUCAUGCCCGGUGCCGUGGGCGGCGAUUACGACGAGGAGCCAUCAAGUGACAUCGGCUCGACCGCGGGGCCGCUCGCGUCUGUGCUCACCGGGCGCAACGCCACGACGACGACCACGCCGCCCGCCGCCGCGUUCGCGGACAUGGCCGGCCCCGCUGACGACGCCGACGUCCUGGAGGAGGCGAUGGAAGGGGACGGCACCUCGGGCGAGAGCCUGGGCACGGGCAACGGCCUGGGCGCGGGGCUGGGCGCCGGCCUGGGCCAGGGGCCGGGUGUGGGCGCUGGCGCGGCGCUGGGGCUGGGCGUCGGGCCCUCGUCGGGGGAGGAGGAGCUGCAGGAGGUCGUGCGCCUCGCCGACACCGAGCUGUACGUGCGCUGGAUGCAGCUCGCCUCCUUCCUACCCGUUGUGCGCUACACGACGCUGCCCAACAAGUACGGCUCCGAGCUCAUCCUGGAAAGCGCUCGCACUCUCACCAGCCUGCGCCAGAAAAUAGUGAACCCGCUCCUCAAAAAGUACGCCCGCGAGGCACUCGACUCGGGCCUGCCGCUGGUCCGGCCGCUGUGGAUGCUGGACCCGCUGGACCCCGCCUGUCGCCUUCUCUCUGACGAGUUCUCCAUCGGCGAGGAGCUCAUCGUCGCACCGGUGCUGCAGCCGGGCUCCACGGAGCGUGACGUCUACUUGCCCACAGGAGUAUGGAAGGACGGCAUUGACGGCAGCCUAAGGAAGGGCAGCCGCUGGAUUCACAUGUACAAGGUUCCAUUGGAUAAAAUUGCAUAUUUUGUGAAAAUGCCAGAUAACACAAGGUUUUAGACUUCACUGAAUGCCAUGAACAACUAAGUAAUUUGUACUAAGUAAUGUCUGGUAGAUUUAGAAAAACCUCAGAACCAAACUACUACUACUUUUUCUUUUUAAAAGUAAAUGAGAGUAUCAUCAAUUUUUAACUGAGUUGCUGUAGAGUGUUAAGUUUUAGUUAAGUAAUUGUAAUGAUUGUAAAAAAAGAAUACCGUGGUGUAUUAAUUCCAGAUCUUUUUUCUUAGUGCAAGGGUAUUAUAGGUAAAGCAUAAGCCUGUUAGAAAUUUGAAGUAGCCAAGAGCUAUUUUAGUUGAUUAUGUCGUUUUAGGGGGAAUUUGCCCCCUAAAACGACAUAAUCCACUUCAGUACCUCCUUGCUCCUUGAAAUUUUUACCAGGGAAAUGUACAUUGUAGUAUAUUAUCUGUUCACAAGGAUAAUUGAAUUGUGCAAGACAAACUGAUUUUAUAUGAAGCUGUGAUUAUAUUCACUAUAUGAGGUAAGAGCACUGUGCAGUGAUAAUAAAAUAGUGUCACAUGAACUGUGCGAUGUGUUCACUGAUGACUGAGCUAUAUCGUAUCACAGUGCUAUAAACUAAUUUAUUUAAAAAUCAUGGGUCUCAUAUCUCGGGCAUCAUGCAUUGUGUAUUAUAAUGUAAAGUUGCUCCAUUACUCUUAAGACACGUAAGUUUAUUGUGAAAAAAACUAUUUCCAUACUUAAAAUUAGUAUACCUCUCAGCUAGCAGAGGAAACAAAUUCCACACCUGUAUGUUAAUUUGUUCAGAGUAUUUUUAUUGUGAUAGAUAUGUGAUCGUGAUAAUAAAUAGGUAUCAAAAUCAAAAAAACAAAGAAAUCAUGAAUAUCAACCAGUCCUUUCCACAUUACAAAUGCAUGCAACUUGUUUGGUACCCAAAAUAAAAUAUUUCUGCAAAUUUUUUUGAUGUUUUGAGUUUUAGAUCGUAUAGACACAACUUUUUUUUUCUCAGAAAGUGUAUACACGUCCCAGUUAUAGAGGUGUAUAGUGACCAGGGUUGGCUUUCUCUGUCUCUCUUUUCCCAUAAGAAGGCCGGUGGUACGAGAGAGAGAGAGAUCAACCCCACCAAUAGUGACUAUGCAAGGACUAUGGCUAAUGGCUAGGAGGGAAUUCCCGGAAGUCGGACCCGCAUUGCUCGAUCCAAACACUCCCCUCUGCCGGCCGAUGGAUGCAGGCAGAUCGAUGGAUAGAUGGAUGGAUGGCCAUGACCUAACCCUAGAUAUGUGUGUGUACUAAUGCUGGUCAGUAGCAUUUUAGUUUUGUCAUAUGUGGCGUGGAUGUCUAAGGAAUUAUAUUUGUUCCUCUUAAGUAAUCUAAAUAUUUGAACUCAUUCUUCGAAUGUCUUGUGUGACAUGACCUGCAAGGUCAAUAGUGAGGUUAUAUCUUUGUGCUAG
Molecule: messenger RNA, 3656 nt
Organism: Frankliniella occidentalis (western flower thrips)
Lineage: Eukaryota; Metazoa; Arthropoda; Insecta; Thysanoptera; Thripidae
Biological process (GO): carbohydrate metabolic process
Molecular function (GO): hydrolase activity, hydrolyzing O-glycosyl compounds
Source: RefSeq, a predicted model, not a curated record